This is a messenger RNA of Zerene cesonia (dogface butterfly), 1170 nucleotides long. Its product is annotated as YLP motif-containing protein 1-like. NCBI's taxonomy places the organism in Eukaryota, Metazoa, Arthropoda, Insecta, Lepidoptera, Pieridae. The coding region runs from base 75 to 443 and encodes 122 amino acids. The transcript has 4 exons. Gene Ontology annotation, biological process: regulation of telomere maintenance. The record is from RefSeq and is a predicted model, not a curated record. Gene Ontology annotation, cellular component: nucleus.
UCCCAACCCCAACUCAUCAUAUUCACUUGGAUCCUACCACGUUACUACAAAGUGCUGCUAUUACUGAAGUGCAAAUGGAAGAUGCUGAUGUACCUAUGGAAGAUGCACAGGAAACUGAGGUCGAAAAUAGUUUUACAUCAAAGUGGGAGAGAAUGGACGAUGUGAAUCAACUAGCGCGGCUCGACGGCACCAGCAAACCACUUCGACCGUCAAAGUUAUCAAUGGAAGACUACCUUCAGUUAGACGACUGGACUCCUAACCAGGCUAAACCUGGCAAGAAAACUGUACGGUGGGCUGAUAUCGAAGAAAGAAGACAGCAAGAGAAGAUGCGCGCCAUCGGUUUUGUUGUCGGUCAAACCGAUUGGAAUCGAAUGACCGAUCCCACAUUGGGGUCCAGCGCGCUCACACAGACUAAAUAUAUAGAGAGAGUUAGACGCCAUUGAUGUGACAUCUCUAGAAUGUGAUAGGAGCUUCUAGAAUACGUUGACGCAAAAUCUUUUACAGUAAUAUUAUUGCUGUUCUAUGCGCAUUAUAAUUUUCAGCCUAUGAAUUUAAGCAUGUUGUAAUUAAGAUAUUGCUGUACAAAAUUAUUAAGAUAUUGUAUAUCGUUGAAUGCACAGAUUAUCAUUUGUGGAAAACAAAUGAUAAACGAAUUAGAGUUUUGCGUCGAUAUAUUAUAGAAUGCGUAAAAUUAUAUCAAAAAGUAAAAAUACUUUUUGAUAUAUAGUGAUCGUAGUGUAUUUAAUAUUGGUGGAUAGGGUUCAAUAUUUUUUUUUAUAUCGUUUCAUAUUAUUUCUCAUAUUACUAAUGUGAACAUGACCUGUUAAAAUGAGGUUUCAUAUUUAUUGUGUUUUUAUAAUGCGGUCUGCAAUAAAAAAGAUAUAUAUUUUUGCAUCUCGAAAAAGAUAAUAGGAGCCUACUUUAAUGUUAAGAAGUAUUAAAGUUCAAAAUAUAUUUUACUACCCAGAAUCACUAGCUUUUCCCUAUUUCAUCAAGCAUUAUUUUGAUAAAUAUUAGUAUGAAACUAUACAUUAUUUAGUAUGAUACAUAGGAAAUAUGAAAUAAAACAAGUUAAAUAUUUCUAUAAGAAGAGAUUCUUUUUCAAGUCAUUCGUGUUAUGCUCUACUUUAUAUUCUUACAAUGGUACGUUAAAUAAACUUAAAGUAACUG